Molecule: messenger RNA, 493 nt
Organism: Drosophila yakuba
Lineage: Eukaryota; Metazoa; Arthropoda; Insecta; Diptera; Drosophilidae
Exons: 1
Coding region: 160-489 (109 amino acids)
Source: RefSeq, a predicted model, not a curated record
CUAAUGAGCUGCCAAAUAUUUAUUUCAGCACAAGGUCUGCUGACAGCUCAUGAGUGAAUAUCCAAAAGUGCACUUCAUUUGGCCUUGAUAUUCUUGCCAUAAAAGACAACUGCAAUUUGGGCAACAGCACAGUUGAAGCUCGCCGACAAAGACAUUAAGAUGCUGAAACAUUCAUUGAUCCUGAUUCUGAUCCUUGUGGUUGCAGUCUGUUGCUUUGCCGCCGAAUUGCCAGGAAAUGCAUACUUGCCACCAUUGAGACACUAUCAUCAGCUUCCCGAUGAUAUUCCACCAGCUGUCAAUGGUUUUCCCGUCGACAUGGACCGGGAUUCGUUUGAGAGGUACGCACCCAUCUUUCUGGACUAUCCGGAAGUUCGUCCUUUGCUCAGGGAGCAGCAGGAAUACGCAUUGGAUCUGCCGUUCGAGGAGAAACACCAUUAUCGGAAAACAUCAGGUCUGGAAAAUGCUGCUGCUGCCAAUCGCAAUUGGUAAACAU